UGUCGCGAUCUAAUCGGCCUCUGCUCAAUAAAGUUAGACUCAUCUGAAGGCACACCGAGUGACAAUUUGCCCGUCGAUCCUUCUCGGCGCGGUGGUGUCCUAGGGUUUCUCAGUCGGAGGGAAGGAGACGGCGAGUGGGACGAGAUCUCAGUUCUUGUCGUCGGAAGCAUUGUGCAGGUGUCUGCUAGGUCUGUCACCCCGCGCUGGCCGGGGGAUCUAGGGAGGAUCGGCGACAAUGAGUAGUUUGGUGGAGCGACUCCGAGUGAGGUCCGAGAAGCGGCCUCUCUAUAACCUUGACGAGUCCGACGACGACGAUUUCGUCGUCUCCAAGGCAUUGAAGAGAAAGCUGGAGGAGAAACCGGCCGAAAAGUUUAAGAGGGUUGACGCGAAAGAAGAUUCAUGCCAAUUUUGUGGGGCCAGUGAGAGCCUCAUUAACUGUACUACAUGUACCUAUGCUUUUCACAAAGGGUGCUUAUACCCUUCUUCCAGAGCACUUUUAGGUGAUACAUGGAGCUGUCCUGAAUGUGUGAGCCCCUUAACUGAAGUUGAAAAGAUUUUAGAUUGUGAAAUGCGCCCAACAAUGGCGGAUAAGAAUGAUUCUACCAAGUUUUUUUCAAGUCAGACUAAAGUCAAACAAUAUCUUGUUAAAUGGAAAGGGUUUUCAUACCUUCAUUGCACUUGGGUUCCCGAGAAAGAAUUUAUAAAAGCUGCCAAGACUCAUCCUCGAUUGAAGAGUAGGUUAAACACUUUCCACAAACAAAUGGAAACAUUGAAUAAGUCAGAUGAUGAUUGGGUGGCUAUUCGUCCCGAGUGGACCACUGUCGACAGAGUCCUUGCUAGCAGGAAUACUGGUGAUGAGCGUGAAUAUUUUGUAAAAUGGAAAGAACUUGCUUAUGAUGAGUGUACAUGGGAAGUGGGGUCUGAUAUUUCCACCUUCAAGCCUGAUAUCGAAAGAUAUGAAAUGAUUCAAUCGAGACGUCCAAAGAAAUCCCGCAGUAAGAGUAAAAGUCUUAACCCCAAUUUGGAGUUGAAGCAAAAACAGAAAGACUUUCAACAAUAUGAUGCCACUCCAGAAUUUCUUUCCGGUAAAUUGCAUCCAUAUCAACUUGAGGGCUUGAAUUUCCUGAGGUUUUCAUGGUCUAAAAGUACACAUGUCAUCCUUGCUGAUGAGAUGGGUCUUGGAAAGACCAUACAAAGCAUUGCCUUUUUAGCUUCUUUGUUUGAAGAGAACAUCUCUCCUUAUUUAGUGGUUGCACCACUAUCAACGCUGCGCAACUGGGAGCGUGAGUUUGCAACCUGGGCUCCACAUAUGAAUGUUGUGAGUCUUGAACAACAACUGUGA
Zingiber officinale is the source of this 1342-nucleotide messenger RNA. Its product is annotated as CHD3-type chromatin-remodeling factor PICKLE-like. Lineage: Eukaryota; Viridiplantae; Streptophyta; Magnoliopsida; Zingiberales; Zingiberaceae. Gene Ontology annotation, molecular function: chromatin binding; ATP-dependent chromatin remodeler activity; ATP hydrolysis activity. The record is from RefSeq and is a predicted model, not a curated record. Bases 236 to 1342 code for a protein of 368 amino acids. The transcript has 7 exons. Gene Ontology annotation, biological process: negative regulation of transcription by RNA polymerase II; chromatin remodeling. Gene Ontology annotation, cellular component: chromatin; nucleus.